This is a messenger RNA of Sebastes umbrosus (honeycomb rockfish), 1855 nucleotides long. RefSeq names its product fatty-acid amide hydrolase 2-A-like. The record is from RefSeq and is a predicted model, not a curated record. NCBI's taxonomy places the organism in Eukaryota, Metazoa, Chordata, Actinopteri, Perciformes, Sebastidae. The transcript has 11 exons. The coding region runs from base 49 to 1638 and encodes 529 amino acids.
UACAAAUAAUAGUUAAUUGACCCUCCGUCCUCUCCCGGCGGUGGAAACAUGGCGCUGAGCCGUCUGGAAAAGGCUCAGGUAUGGCUCUUCAAGGCGGUCAUGGGAGUCCUCUUUACGCUGUUUCGGCUCUUGUCCCCUCGGAGACCCGGUGUGUCCGGGAAGAAGCUCCCGCUCAUCAACAACCCUCUCCUGCUGGUGUCAGCGACGCAGCUCGCCAAGAAGAUCCGGAGAAAAGAGGUGUCAAGUGUUGAGGUGGUGCAGGCUUACAUUAACAGGAUCCAGGAAGUCAACCCUUUUCUGAACGUUGUUACAAAAGACAGGUUUGAUGCUGCUUUCCAGGAGGCGACGCAGGUCGACAAGCUGAUUGAGGAGGAAACUGGAGGACAGGAGGUGCUGGAGGAUCGAAUGCCUUUACUGGGAGUCCCACUCUCUGUCAAAGGGUCCUACGCCCUCCAGGGUAUGCCCCACACUACAGGUGUGAUCUCCAGGCGAGGAGUCGUGGCUACAGUCGAUGCUCCUCUGGUGGCCCUGCUGAAGAGAUCGGGGGCGAUACCGAUGGGCGUCACCAACACCAGUGAGCUCUGUAUGUGGUAUGAGUGCCACAACCACCUCCACGGCAUCACCAACAACCCCUACGACCUGGAGAGGACACCAGGAGGAAGUUCAGGUGGGGAGGGCAGUAUACUGGCAGCAGCAGGCGCGGUCAUUGGCGUUGGCUCAGACAUCGGCGGCAGCAUCCGUGUGCCCUGUUUCUUCAACGGAAUAUUUGGCCAUAAAACCACUCCUGGUGUCGUGUCAUCUGAGAACCAUCACCCUCCUGUCACUGGCAGACAUGAAGAGUACGCCAGCAAUGGUCCCAUGUGCCGCUACGCUGAGGACCUCCUGCCCAUGCUCAAGAUCAUGGCGGGGCCCAACGCUCACAUGUUGUCCUUAAACACAAAGGUUGACCUCAAAAAGCUGCAGUUCUUCACCAUCCCUCACGAUGGCGGCUCUCAAAUGACAUACCCCGUCAGCAAAGAGCUCAUGGAGAUUCAGAGGAAGGUUGUUGAGUGUCUGGAGGCCGAUCUUGGAGUUAAAGUUCAAGAAGUGCGUUUCCCUGAGCUCCGCUACAGCUUCCAGAUCUGUGACACCUACCUCGGUCUUCCUGACAAGGAGGGCAAGCCUCCCCCGGCAUUGGUUGAGCUGAUGGGGGAACCAGGACGACCAGUGUGGCCUCUGUGGGAGCUGCUGAAAUGGAUGAUGGGAAAAUCAGAGCAUACCAUGGCUUCUAUCGGUCUGGCCUUGCUCGAGAUGACCCAUGUAUCAAAACCCUCGACCUUCAUCAUCCAGCAGAAAGAGAAGCUGCAGAAGGAAGUGGACGAGCUGCUGGGCACCGACGGUGUUUUUCUUUACCCCUCGCACCCCAUAGUGGCUCUCAAACACCAUCACACGCUCUUCAGACCCUUUGAAUUCUGCUACACAGGUAUAAUCAACAUCCUCGGGCUGCCGGUCACACAGUGUCCUCUGGGUCUGGGUGAGGAAGGUCUGCCUCUGGGCCUGCAGGUCGUUGCUGGGAAGCUGCAGGACCAUCUGACCCUCGAGGUGGCUCUCUACCUGGAGAAGACAUUCGGAGGCUGGAGGGAACCCGGGGCCAACUAAAACCACACUCACCCCAAAAUCAACACAAAAUGAAAGUGCCUCAUAGUAGCUUUAGGUAACAGUCAGGACUUGACAGUAAAAAAUGUUUCAACACACUGACAAAACCUCAGUUGAGUGGCAAUGUGAAUAUUGUAUAAUGGCAGUUAAUCAACUGUGGUGCCUGUUUUAUGCUGCAACUUAUUUGUUUCAUUUAAUACAACAAAACAAAAGGUCUGAA